Sycon ciliatum is the source of this 1938-nucleotide messenger RNA. RefSeq lists its product as uncharacterized. Lineage: Eukaryota; Metazoa; Porifera; Calcarea; Leucosolenida; Sycettidae. Bases 1 to 1938 code for a protein of 645 amino acids. The record is from RefSeq and is a predicted model, not a curated record. The transcript has 2 exons. Gene Ontology annotation, molecular function: nucleic acid binding. Gene Ontology annotation, biological process: DNA integration.
AUGGCGACCACUCGACCAUGGCGACCACAUUUCCUUGUCACGGACACAGUCGCAUUCAAAACAGCUCGGAUAAGGCGACCACUCGCUCAACGCGACGGACAACCACCGACCCGCGACCGAAGUGACGAAGUGCCACGGUGCUACACACCGUUGAUUGCAGUCGCUACAGAAAUCCAGCUGCACGUGUUCGCUGACGCAAGCGAGAAAGCAUACGGCGCCGCUGCGUACAUGAGAAAAGCGAACCACGGUACUCAGCUGGCAGUUUUCCUAGUUGCAGCGAAGGCACGCGUUGCUCCACUGAAACCGGCCUCGAUACCCCAUCUGGAACUCCAGGCUGCGGUCCUCGCCUCGCGCCUAUCCUGUACCGUACGGGAGCAGCUGCGUAUCGCAAUUCCACGGGUCAUAUUCUGGACAGACCCCAGAACGGUGCUGUUGUGGAUACGCUCGAACGCCCGGCAAUUCAAACCAUUUGUGGCCCACCAGAUCGCGGAAAUAACAGACACAACAGAAGUAGAUCAGUGGCACUGGGUACCAACAAGACUGAACCCAGCCGACGACCUCUCCAGAUGUAUCUCUGCCCAGCGCUUGCAGCCGGACGAUCGCUGGUUUGGCGGCCCAGACUAUUUGAGGCAAGGCGAAGCAGACUGGCCCGCCGAGGAGACUCGUGCGCCGGACCCCGAUGAUCUCGAGCUGAAGCGUGCGUUCAGUGGCGUCCACGCAGCAGCCGGAGACAGCUCAGAGCCACCCAGCCUGAAGGCAGCACUAUCAGAGAUCGAGCGCUUCUCAAACUGGUGUCGCCUGAUAAGAGCAACCGCCUGGGUGCUACGCUUCACUCGCCGCCUGAGACACGGAGGAAGAGACACUGCCAAGCCGUCGCUGACAGUCCCCGAGCUACGAGCCGCAGAGAGUCUUUGGUGGAAAGCUGCACAAGCGGAAGGCUUUCCCGAAGAACUCGCUGCGCUCCGCAAGGGCAAGCCAGUCGACAAGGACAGCCACCUGGUCCAGAUGACACCCUUCAUCGACGACAAUGGCAUCAUGCGCUCUGACAGCCGCGUACGGAACGCAAACGCUGACAACAAGAACCUGCGCCAACCUGUAUUGCUCCCGCCGAAGCAUGCCUUCACUAGGCUGCUCAUACAGCAACACCAUGUCUGGUCGUUACAUCAAGGACAGGGUCACGUAGUGAACGAGCUGCGUCAGAAGUACUGGGUACCCGGUAUCCGUGCAGCGGUAAGAAGCACCUGGAGUGAGUGCCAGUAUUGCAAGAAUCUCCGUGCCAAGCCGCAGCCACCAAUCAUGUCGGCCCUGCCAGAGUGCCGCACUGACGCCUUUCAGCGACCCUUCACACAGACAGGACUGGACUACUUUGGCCCGCUGUCGGUAACUGUUGGGUGCACUCAUGAGAAGCGGUACGGCGCUCUCUUCACCUGUCUUGCCACCCGAGCCGUUCACGUGGAGCUGGCGCACGACCUGUCCACAGACUCAACGCUAAUGGCCAUCCGGCGAUUCAUCAGCAGGCGAGGCUGCCCACUGGUGAUCCACUCAGACAACGGAACCAACUUCAAAGGCGCCGCCAAAGAGCUCCGCCAGGCCAUUCGUGAGCUGAAUGAAGCUCACAUCCAGGACCAGCUUUCUCAUGACGGCAUUACAUGGUCGUUCAACCCGCCGGCGCCACCCCACAUGGGCGAAGCCUGGGGGCGGCUCGUUGGAUCCAUCAAGACCGCACUUCACGCCAUCCUCAAAGAGCGCCAUCCCAAGGAGGAGACCCUCCUGACCGCACUGGCAGAAGCAGAGGCACUCGUGAACAGUCGACCUCUCAUACAUGUCAGUAUGGAUGCCGCCGACGACGAGACCUCGUCAGGCGAAAUUACUGUUGAGCAGCGUGAGUAUGUCCUGGGUGCCGAGUUGGCUGCGGAAGCCAUACUGACUUUUCGAUAA